AGAAAAGCCUUCAGGGCUUGUUAUGGGGUUAGCGUGAGACGAACGAGGACUUUUUUCUGCCUUCUUUACCAGUCAAACCAGUAACUCUGGAUCGAGAGCACACAAGAACUUCAGCAGUUUGUACCCUUGUGGUCCCUGAUGGCUUCGCACAGUGAUACUCUGGUGGUGUUCUUUGGGGCAACAGCUGGUGCAAAUGGGGGUAAACUGGGGUCGGAUGAAAGGGAAUUAAUUCUCUUGGUGUGGCAAAUUGUGGAUCUACAUGAGAAUAAGGUGGGCAAACUUCACCGGACUCUAGUACAGCCGGACAGUGUGGACCUGUCGGAGCAGUGCAAGGAGGAGACCGGGCUCACUGCCGAGGAGCUGUGUAAGGCCGAGCCGCUGGAGAGCGUCCUGCAGCAGUUUCACCAGUCCGUGUCAGCUGAACUAAAGUCACUGGGCCGAAGCUCUUACACACUGUGUGUUGACGGGCCACUUCUUAUUCGACAGGUGCUUCACCCUGAGGCUUCUAAAAAGAAUCUAGUCCUGCCAGAGUGCUUCUACACAUUUGUAGACUUGAAGAAAGAGUUUCACAAAUGCUGCCCCAAUGCAGGACCAGUCAAAGACCUCACACUGCCGUCCAUGCUGGACUAUGUGUGCAUUCAAGCCACGGUGGAGCAAGAAGCCGGACUGAGGGAGGUGAAGGACAUGGUUCUGCUAAUACUUCAUGUCCUGGCUGAGCCUUACAAUCACAAAUUCUCUGCCUUUGAGACUGUAAACUACAAGUUUGAAUCUGGAGCGUGUAGUAAGACAGAAGCUGUGGACAGUGAGACGGUCAUCAGAGCUCGUGGGCUGCCAUGGCAGUCGUCUGAUCAGGACAUCGCCCGUUUCUUCAAGGGCCUGAACAUUGCCAAAGGGGGUGUUGCGUUGUGUUUAAAUGCUCAGGGUCGAAGGAAUGGGGAAGCUCUGGUGCGCUUCAUAAACUCUGAGCACAGAGACAUGGCACUAGAUCGGCACAAACACCACAUGGGCAGCAGAUACAUUGAAGUUUAUAAGGCGACCGGGGAGGAAUUCCUGAAGAUUGCAGGAGGCACUUCCAAUGAGGUGGCUCAGUUUCUGUCCAAGGAAAACCAGAUGAUAAUUCGCAUGCGUGGGCUUCCAUUUACUGCUACUCCUCAGGAUGUUCUGGGCUUCCUGGGACCAGAGUGUCCAGUGACUGAUGGGACGGAGGGGCUUCUGUUUGUGAAAUAUCCAGAUGGACGUCCAACAGGCGACGCUUUUGUUCUCUUUGCUUGUGAGGAAUAUGCCCAGAAUGCCCUGAAAAAGCACAAACAGAUCCUGGGCAAGAGAUACAUUGAACUGUUUCGCAGCACUGCAGCAGAGGUCCAACAGGUGUUGAAUCGCUAUAUGUCCACUCCACUGAUCUCCACACUUCCACCUCCUCCUCCUCCAAUGGUGUCUGUGCCAGUGUUGGCCACUCCACCCUUCAUCACCACUGGCAACACACGCGACUGCAUCAGGCUGAGAGGCCUGCCGUACACCGCCGCCAUCGAGGACAUCCUGGAGUUUAUGGGGGAACACACCAUUGACAUCAAACCUCAUGGAGUGCACAUGGUCCUCAACCAGCAGGGUCGACCCUCUGGUGAUGCCUUUAUUCAGAUGAAGUCAGCUGACCGUGCAUUUAUGGUGGCUCAGAAGUGCCACAAAAAGAUGAUGAAGGAUCGUUAUGUGGAGGUUUUCCAGUGCUCCACUGAGGAGAUGAGCUUUGUGCUGAUGGGGGGAACACUGAACCGCAGCGGUCUGUCACCACCUCCAUGCAAACUGCCAUGUCUCUCUCCACCAACAUAUGCUGCGUUUCCUGCGGCUCCAGCUAUGCUUCCCACUGAGGCAGCGCUGUAUCAGCCCCCCCUGCUGGCCACUCCAAGAACUCCACAGGCCCCAACACACAGCCCUGCACCUGCUUUCGCCUACUAUUCUCCACAGCUCUACAUGAACAUGAAUAUGAGCUACACCACCUACUACCCCAGCCCGCCAGUGUCUCCCUCCACUGUGAGUUAUUUUGCAGCGCCACCGGGUUCAGUCGCAGCUGCUGUAGCAGCUCAGCCCACCCCUGCCAUCCUCCCUCCUCAGCCCGGGGCACUGGUGCGCAUGCAGGGCCUGCCGUACAACGCCGGGGUCAAAGACAUCCUCAGCUUCUUUCAGGGAUAUCAGCUCCAGGCGGACUCGGUGCUCGUGCUGUAUAACUGGAGUGGUCAGCGCAGCGGGGAGGCGCUGGUGACCUUCCCCAGUGAGAAAGCAGCAAGACGGGCUGUAGCCGAAUGCUCCAACAUCCCCCUCUCUGGACACCCCAUCCACCUGGCCUGCUGCGAGUGAAGAUGAGUCUCAACCCUUUCUCCCUCAGAAACUGCUGAUCUUGAUAUCCAGUAGUUCAGAAGGAGACCUGAUGCAGAAGCACUGUGUAUAUGUACGUUCAUAUAUACACAAACAAAAGCUAAACAUCUCAGUAGCACUGCCUCACCGCUCCUCUCUCUGUGUGUCUGUGAGGGACAAUUCCAUGCUCAACUCUCUCUGGUAAUGUCAAGAUCUUUUCUGCUAGCCUGUAACCCUCGCAAGCCAUUGUUUUGUGGAAUAAGAGGUUUUCUUGUUGGUAAGACAGUCGGGCUUGACUGCAGUCUUUGCCGUGCACUAGGAAACCAAACCGCAAUGCAAUACAUUGUUUUUUUUGCCGUUACGGAUAAAGGAAUGUUGUGAGAUUGUAAAAAGCCAAAUAUAUUGUUGAUCGGACUGUUAUGCUGCACAUACAGUAGGAUUUCAAAAGGUGUGAUGUUUUUUUUCCCCCAGUGUACUGCUGAACAUAUGCCUUAUUUAAUAGAGAUCAGACCAAGUAUGUACUUCGUAGACUUGCAUGAACUGAUUUUUUUAGUUUAAUCCAUUCGGGGAGGGGGGCGAAGUGAAAUAUUUUUAUUUAAAGCAAAAGAUGAGUUGUUCGUGUGACCGCCGUGCUUUAACGCUCAUUCUUUAGAGGAACGUAAGAGGUGUGUGUUUUGUUGCUUCAGUCUGACCCAUCAGUUUAUGUGAAGACUGAACGGCGCUGUGCUCUUACCUUGUUUUGGACUUUGCAAAGAUUUUGGAUAUGUGGUCUACAUCACUUCUUUUAUUGAUGACAGACUGAUUAAAUCAUGAGCUUUAUUAUUAAUAUUAUUAUUGUUUUUUUUUUUUUUCUUUGUGACUACAUUUACCUGGAGUGCAAUACAGGCUGAACAAAAUAUCACACCUCUCUAGUGAAAGAAGGGACAUUUUGUUUCCCUGCUAUGUAUGAAAUGUGUAUGAAUGUGUAAAUGUGACUCUUAUAUGCAACAAAUAAAUUGAUUUUGCUCUGACAACAGCA
Messenger RNA from Danio rerio (zebrafish), 3364 nucleotides. It is a transcript of the gene esrp2, whose product is annotated as epithelial splicing regulatory protein 2. Gene Ontology annotation, cellular component: nucleus. Gene Ontology annotation, molecular function: RNA binding; nucleic acid binding. The record is from RefSeq and is marked provisional. Gene Ontology annotation, biological process: cranial skeletal system development. NCBI's taxonomy places the organism in Eukaryota, Metazoa, Chordata, Actinopteri, Cypriniformes, Danionidae.